AUUUGGGGAGGUUCGUCUCGUUCAAAAGAAGGACACUGGCCAUGUAUACGCCAUGAAGAUUCUACGAAAGAUUGACAUGCUUGAGAAGGAGCAGGUUGCCCAUGUCCGAGCUGAACGUGAUAUUCUGGUAGAAGCUGACCACCAGUGGGUUGUGAAGAUGUACUACUCUUUCCAGGAUGCGUUGAAUCUUUACCUCAUUAUGGAAUUUUUACCUGGAGGUGACAUGAUGACGCUUUUGAUGAAGAAGGACACUUUGACGGAAGAACAAAGCCAGUUUUAUGUUGCCGAAGCAGCUCUUGCCAUUGAUUCCAUUCAUCGGCUCGGCUUCAUUCACAGAGAUAUUAAACCUGAUAAUUUGCUGUUAGAUGCACGGGGUCAUAUAAAAUUAUCUGAUUUUGGAUUGUGCACAGGGCUUAAAAAAUCACAUCGGACAGAGUUCUACAAGGACUUGUCGCAUGCCAAACCUGGUGACUUCACACUAAAUCCUAUAGAUUCAAAGCGGAGAGCCGAAAGUUGGAAACGAAACCGACGGGCAUUGGCUUAUUCGACUGUUGGUACCCCAGACUAUAUAGCGCCCGAGGUAUUUAUCCAGACAGGCUAUACGAGCAGCUGUGAUUGGUGGUCAUUAGGAGUAAUUAUGUAUGAAAUGUUAAUUGGCUACCCUCCAUUCUGUUCAGAAAACCCGCAAGAAACAUACAGAAAAGUGAUGAACUGGCGAGAAACUUUGGUUUUCCCGCCAGAAGUUCCUAUUUCAAAUGAAGCUCAAGAUUUGAUUAGAAAAAUAUGCUGUGAUCCUGAACAAAGAUGUGGAGCGAACGGAAUAGAAGAACUUAAAGCCCAUGUUUUCUUUAAAGGUGUUGAUUGGGAACAUAUCAGAGACCGCCCUGCUGCUAUUCCUGUGGAAGUAAAAAGUAUAGACGAUACAUCAAAUUUUGAUGAAUUUCCAGAAAUUGACCUGAAGUGGCCUUCGCCACCUCAACAGCAGUCAACAGCCACAGAUAUGGACAAAGAAUCCAAAAACAAGGACUGGGUGUUUAUUAAUUACACUUACAAAAGAUUCGAGGGACUUACACAAAGAGGACCUCGACCAUCGGCACCCAAAAGCUAGAAAUUAUUGAAAUUAUACAAAACAAAUAAUAAUUAAAAAAAAAUUACAAAUAAAAACAAAAAAAAACAUGAAGAAAAGCAAGUAAAAAAAA
This is a messenger RNA of Octopus sinensis (East Asian common octopus), 1199 nucleotides long. Its product is annotated as serine/threonine-protein kinase 38. The record is from RefSeq and is a predicted model, not a curated record. Lineage: Eukaryota; Metazoa; Mollusca; Cephalopoda; Octopoda; Octopodidae. Bases 53 to 1108 code for a protein of 351 amino acids. Gene Ontology annotation, molecular function: ATP binding; protein serine/threonine kinase activity. The transcript has 11 exons. Gene Ontology annotation, biological process: intracellular signal transduction; peptidyl-serine phosphorylation.